This is a messenger RNA of Rosa chinensis, 1678 nucleotides long. RefSeq lists its product as uncharacterized. The record is from RefSeq and is a predicted model, not a curated record. The coding region runs from base 268 to 1056 and encodes 262 amino acids. Lineage: Eukaryota; Viridiplantae; Streptophyta; Magnoliopsida; Rosales; Rosaceae. The transcript has 5 exons.
GAAUUUGCCAGCAACAACUAUUGUGCAUGCUUAUGUGCGAGAAAGAGCUAACAUGCCACCAAGAGCUGAUGUGUCACUGCAAGCUAACGUGCCACCACCAGCUAAUAUGGCCCCAACAAUGCAUCAACCGCCUACCCAACAUGGUAAAUUGUAUUUGUCUUUUCUUUUCUUUUCUCCGUUUUACACGUAAAAAUUUGAUAUUUCAAAGCCAAUUCAAUUAGAGAUAUAGGAUAGGUAAAUAUAUAGAAUUGUUUUUUAUUUGCAGGGAUGCCUUUUAUGGGCAUUGGUAUGAAAAGAAAGCGUGGUAAAUCAGGUGGUAAAGCUCUUCAGGACCUUAUAAAGGCUAACGGUGGACCUCUGCGUGUUGACUUUCAUCCAACCAUCCAUGUCCCAUCUGAUGACAUAAUUUCUAAAAUGUUUACUUCUGAGAUAGGAAUUACUGUCAGAGGUGGGGCACCAGUAUGUCAAUAUGGUUGGUCUGAUGUUGAUGAAGAUGAUAAGAGGGACCUAAGAGAGGAUUUGCGGGUGUUCUUUGUGGUGGAUCUAAGCGAUCCAGUUGUUGUUGCUUAUGUCGAUUCUAAAAUGUCCACUGCUUACUCCCAAUUCAAGUCUCGACUGAAGAAGGAGUGGCAAGGAUUUGGCUCGCCUGAGCUGGGACGAGCAAAUCUACCUAAUGCAGAUCUAUGGAAUGAGAGGCCUGUCUUGCAUUGGCACUGGCUUUGUGACAACAUAUACACCAACCGGUCUUGCAUAGAAAUUGCAGAAAAGAAUUCUGCUAAUCGUUACAUGCAGCAACAUACCCACAGGGUCGGUGCACGACCAUAUGUGCAACAUGUUUUGGCAGCCUCUAAGGAAGGGAAGGAGUUGUCGCUCAUAAAUAACUGGGGAGAGAAACACAAGGAUGAUAAUCAUGAAUGGAUUAAUGAGGUUGCCAAGAAAAAAUAUGAGAAGAUGGAGGCUGAGAGGAUUGCUCUUAUAGAGAAGUUGUACCGAGAGGCUCCCGAGGGUACUCCACAUGAUUCUAUCAAACUGACUUUGGAAGCAAGUUUCCAAUAAUGGCUAAGGAGCUUGUGAGGAAGGGUAGGAUGAUCCAUGGCAUUGGUAACGUCCCUCAUAUACAUUCCAACAUACACAGAGUAUCUGCAUGUGCUGGCACUAAUUCUGAGGUACCUGAAUUACGUGCUCUUAUCAACCAACUUACCAUCAACAUGCUCAGUAUGAAGGAACAAAAUGGACACUUGAAGGCUCAAGUAGAAAGCUUAUUAAGGCAAUCUCCUGGACAGAUGAGUGAGGAUGACUUCCCCCACCCCAGCACCAACUUCUAAGACUUUGCUUUAGUAGUUUGGGUGAGCAUUUGCUGGACUUUUGGUCUGAUGUCCCUUUUUGUGCAGUUAUGGCUUUUUACCUUGAUUAUGGUAUUGUCCAGCAAUACUCAAGUAAAUCCAAUGUGUCCCUUUUGAGAAAUGCAAGCUGACACAUAACUAAGAUGAAGAUCGGUGGUGGAUUUACUUGAGUUUAGACCUUCUACCUCACUCAAACACAUAGGACAUCUAACUUAGAUUAGUGUAGCUAGUAUAGGCUAUGCAGCUUCUAACUUUUGAUGUAUAAAUGAACAAAUUGAUUAUAUAUGAAGCAAUUGUUUAUAUCUAGUCUUCUUAUAAACUAGUGUAUGUCGUAA